This is a messenger RNA of Drosophila arizonae, 2045 nucleotides long. It is a transcript of the gene daw, whose product is annotated as activin beta chain dawdle. The record is from RefSeq and is a predicted model, not a curated record. Gene Ontology annotation, cellular component: extracellular region. NCBI's taxonomy places the organism in Eukaryota, Metazoa, Arthropoda, Insecta, Diptera, Drosophilidae. Gene Ontology annotation, molecular function: growth factor activity; cytokine activity.
AUGCUGCAGCAUAGAUUAAAAUAAUCAAAGGAUAUAACGGAAAUAUUGCAACAAAAAUUGACAUUAAUUAAUAGUUACACAAAGUGCAACAACAAGUUAACAAAACGGCAACAAUUAGUGCGCAACGCUGCAAAUCUAUGAGUUUUGUAAGCCAAAGGACUACGAACAUUGAGUUUCAAUUGCUGCCGAACAGAUAACAAUUAAGAAAAGUGUGUGUUUUUUUAAGGCCAAUUAGCGCGUUUCGUUUCGAUUCGAGUCAAGUUUUGCUGAAGAAUAAAGUCAAAGAGAUGGCCAAGUACUAUAUGACCCUGGCUCUGCUCCUCUGCCUGGCCUUGGAGAACAACAACAUCUAUGCGCGCUCACAUCCCAGCGGCUCGGACGAGGCGGGCAGCCUGCCCCUGGUGCGCGCUCAUCCCCAUUCGAGGCAUCAGCCGCAUCAGCACUCGCAGCAGCUGCAGCAUCAACACGUUCAGCAGCUGCAGCAGCAUCAUACACGCCAGCAGCGCGAUCGUCAGCCGAAACGCAUAGCGCCGGAUCCGACCAGCGAGGAGGAGGAACUGAAUCAGCUGCACUACGAGCAGCGACUGAGGCGACAUCUGCGCAGGCAGCGGGAGCAUCAGCUGGAGCAGGAGCGCAGCUAUCAUCGCGUCUCUGCCACACAGCUGAAAACCAGUCCCAAUCUGUGGCAGCUGCUCAGCCAGGGCUAUCAGUUCGACGACAAGGAGGAGCAACAGGACCAAGCUCAGGACCAAAACCAGGACCUCCCCGAGCUGUUUCCGCCCAUGUUCAAUGACGCGCCCGCUGAUGACCUGAUGCAGCAUGAGGAUUCACAGGAUUACAUUCGCAACGAGCUGCAGCAGAGCCUGGCCGAGCCACCGCCGCCAAUUGUGCUGGAGGAUUCCGCUUCGGCUCAUAGUGCCAGCAGCCAUACGAACGGCACCGCCUCGCGAGGCUGUCCCAAGUGCGAGAGCAAUCGCCAGGUGGAGCACAUCACGGAGGAGGAGUUGCGUCGCCUUCGCAUCGAAUUUGUGAAGCAGCAAAUUCUCGAGAAGCUGCGCCUCAAGGAGAGCCCCAAUGUGUCCGCCGUUGAGCUGCCACGCCCCAUUUUCGAGGGAGUCACUCUGCAGAAUUCAGAAGAGUCCACUAAGAACAAGGACUACGAUGAUUAUUAUGCGCGCACCAAUCAGAAAUUUAUACUCCUCCAAAGAGAAGAAACCGAAUGCCGUCGCCUGGGCGCACAUCCCUCGAUGUGCUUUAGCUUUAAGAUCGACGAUAUGGAUUCAGACGGCUUCGAUGUGAGCAGCGCAGUGCUGUGGCUCUACAAGAACAAGCAGAACUUCUCCAAGUCUAGCAACGGGAGCCAGUCGAACGGGCACCAGCAGAAGCAACAGACCCUGGUCGUAUCCGAGGUGGAGCAGCAGCUCGACACAAAAUAUUUGCCCUUGGCCAAGACCAUAGCCAUACAGUCGGUGGAUGUGCAAGAUGAAUGGAUGAAAAUCAACAUUGAGUGGCCAAUCAAGCGCUGGUUUGGCAAUCACGACCUCAGCCAUCUGAUACAGAUCACCUGCGAAUCGUGUGACAUUGCGAGCAUGGAGGAGAUCAUCUCGGUGAACAAGAACUACAGACCGUUCAUCAUGAUCGACACGCAGAAUCGACGCAGUAAAUCGCGACAGAAACGCAAUAUCAACUGCUCGAGCGGCGUCACCGAAUGCUGUCGGGAGAAGCUCUAUAUAUCAUUCGCCGACAUCGGCUGGGACAACUGGAUAUUGCAGCCAAAGGGCUACGAUGCCUACUUCUGCCGCGGCUCCUGCAGCUCCGUGGCGAGCGUUGCUCAAGCAGCAUCGCAUCACAGCUCAUUGCUGAAAAUCCUUUCAACAAAUGGUACACGCAAACCGCUGGAUCUGAUACCCUGCUGUACCGCCAAACAGUAUUCCUCGUUGCAGUUGGUCGUGCUGGACUCCAACAACUCAGCGACAAUCAAGACCUUGCCUAAUAUGGUCGUUGAGUCAUGCGGCUGCAGAUAGUUACCAAGCAAAGGCUACUCU